CGAUUAUCUCUGUGAUCCAUUGUGCAUGUCUUAAUAUUGACAGAUCACAAACAAUGGCAGCUGUCGAGGCUAACGCUACACAACCUGCCCAGGUUGAGAUCUCCAAAACGGGCAGCCUGCCAGCCGAAGGCUAUGACAAGAAAUGUAUUUUCUGCAAGAUUGUAAACAAUGAAAUGGGCACGGAGAUUCUUCACAGUGAUGAGGAGAUCUCGUGCUUCAGAGACAUCAAACCUGGAGCCCCACACCAUUACUUAGUUGUCCCAUCCAAACACGUUGGUAACUGUAAAUCACUCAGCAAGGAACAUGUGCCUUUGGUGAAGCGGAUGGUGGAGACAGGGAAGGAGAUCCUCCAGAAGAACAACAUAACAGACCUCAGUGAUGUCAGGUUUGGAUUUCAUUGGCCCCCAUUCUGUUCUGUCACACACCUACACCUCCAUGUCCUGGCACCGGCCAGCCAAAUGGGCUUCAUGUCCCGCCUCUUCUACAGACUAAACUCUUACUGGUUUAUUACAGCAGAUCAGCUGAUUGAACUCCUCAACUCUAAAGAAGAGACUAACUGAUCCCCCGUUGUAGAUCCAGUUCUUUGAUUGCUGGACUGUUUAAAAGCGACUGUAGUUUCCACUAUUGCAGAUGUCAUUUUGGACAAAACUCAUUGAGCUGUCUACUUUGCUAGAGCUGCUGUCAGUAUUUUAAACGGGUGAAAUAUGUCACAACACAAGACCACUAGAAUUUGAUAUUUGUUAUAAAAAUGUUCAGUGUUAAUGGACCAAGCAGUGUGAACUCGAUCUGGUAAUCGCCAAAGAAAAAUAUAAAGUUAUCCUCUCUCUUAAGUGGACAUAAGGGUGACCAGACAUCCCAAUGUAAAUCCCCAACUAGUUGAUUUAUUGACAUGUAGCACUGUCCUCAUCAUCUGAUAACAUGCAUUUAUUGCUGCAGUUCCUCUGAACAGUUAUCGUGAAAAACUGACUUGUAUACCUCAUCUUCUGUGAUAAAUAAGAAAGCUGUACACACAGUAAGUUCAUCAGCUGCUCUCUGUGUUGUCUCUUCCCUGAUGGGCAUUUUGUGGCCAAACUGACAUCCCUCAAAGCACAGAGUAGCAUCAUUAAUUAUUAAUGAUGCUUCUCUACAGUGGAAGCAACUCAGUUAUCCUCUAAUACUGUAACACCCUGUAAGUCUGCCAUCUGGUCUCAACAAGCACUGAUACACAGUCAGGUAUCUUUUGAUAUAUGCUAACUUUAGUUUAAUUUGAUAUGAUGGGACAUUGUGUUGAGACGUAUAAUAUGAACAGUGUGUGAUUAUCCUAUAUUACUGUAUGUAAAGGAAUGUAAAUACAGGAAAUCAUACUGUAUGUACUGUAAAGGUGUAUGCACUUUAUGAAUGAGUUUAAUUUAAAAUAAAUCAUGUCUUGCUA
This is a messenger RNA of Notolabrus celidotus (New Zealand spotty), 1411 nucleotides long. It is a transcript of the gene hint3, whose product is annotated as histidine triad nucleotide binding protein 3. Gene Ontology annotation, molecular function: catalytic activity. Bases 54 to 560 code for a protein of 168 amino acids. The transcript has 5 exons. The record is from RefSeq and is a predicted model, not a curated record. Lineage: Eukaryota; Metazoa; Chordata; Actinopteri; Labriformes; Labridae.